UUCAAAGCAAUCCCAAGCUUCUCUGCAGCAGAGCUUCCUUUCCUUUUCUUUCCCUCCUAACCACCAAACCGCAAACCGCAAACCAUGGCGGCCAUAACGCAAACCGAGCGUGAGCUCCCCAUUCGCGAUAAUCCGGACCUCGAGUCCUUCGACAUCGUAAGCGCGUACACGAAGCUCCUGCACGACGACCCGGACCUCACGAUGCCGGUAGCCGCGAUCGAGGCGCUGAUCGAGUGCCUGUCCCAAUCGUCGGCCAAGACCGUCUUUGAGACUAUGGACCUCAUCAAGACGCAAUCGGCCAAGCUGCGCGCCGCGGUGCGCAACCCGGUCGCCCUGACGCACGGCACCGACCUGUUCCAGCAGUACCUCGUCAGCUCGCUCAAGCAGCCCGGCCCCGACGGCAAGGAGACUAGCAGUCACGAGAACUUCGAGGUCGUGCGCCAGCACCUCAUGCGCAACGGCCGCCUCUUCGCCUCCCGCGCCAAGCAGGCCCGCGAGCAGAUCGCCGCCCUCGCCCGCGAGUACGUCCGCGACGGCGCCGUCAUCCUCACCCACGGCGGCUCGCGCGUCGUCCGCACCCUGCUCGCGCGCGCCGCCGAGCCCUUGCCCAACGUCGGCGACCCGCGCCGCCGCUUUAAAGUCAUCCACGUCGUCAACGAGGCCCGCCGCGCCGAGAGCCUGCGCGUCGUCGCCGCCCUGCGCGAGAAGGGCGUCCAGGUCGCCACCAUCCCCGAGUCCGCCGCCGCCUACGCCAUGAGCAAGGUCAGCGUCGUGCUCGUCGGCGCUGAGGCCGUCACCGCCAACGGCGGCGUCAUCUCCCGCAUGGGCACGUACCAGCUGGCCCUCCUCGCCAAGGCGCGCCGCAAGGAGUUCUUCGUCGCCGCCGAGCAGCACAAGUUCGGCAAGACCUUCCCCAUCGACCAGUUCGACCUCGGCUUCGACCAGCAGAUCUUCGACUUCCACGCCCGCGAGCAGGACGAGGAGAGCGAGGAUAAGACUACGGCGCGGCCUAUCGAUGACCCGGUCGAUUAUACGCCACCCGAAUUCAUCACUUCCAUUCUCUCGGAUAACGGCGUCCUUACGCCUUCGGAUGUAGCCAAGAUGGUUAUUGAUCUGAUGUACUGAAGCGUCGCUGAGAUGACGAGAUAAAUGCCUCGUGGUUCUGUCUUCGGACCACACUCACACCUACACCCAUACCCAUACCCAUACUCACACAUGCUUCAUAUCCCUCUGACAUACAUACAUGCUUAAUGUAUGGUGAGACACGAUUCUCUACAUAGCUUUGGUGGUGAAAAGUCAUACUGACUGCCCUACGAAGUUCAAUAAGAGGGAAUUAUUACCUACACAGUCUGGAACCUAGUAGAAUCCUGACAGGCGCUGGGAG
Molecule: messenger RNA, 1384 nt
Organism: Annulohypoxylon truncatum
Lineage: Eukaryota; Fungi; Ascomycota; Sordariomycetes; Xylariales; Hypoxylaceae
Product: nagb/rpia/CoA transferase-like protein
Exons: 3
Coding region: 85-1125 (346 amino acids)
Biological process (GO): translational initiation
Cellular component (GO): eukaryotic translation initiation factor 2B complex
Molecular function (GO): translation initiation factor activity; guanyl-nucleotide exchange factor activity
Source: RefSeq, a predicted model, not a curated record